AUGGAAAAUCAACGCGUAUACAACGACGUUCAAGAACACUAUGGCCUGGCAGCUAGAACCAGUGACGAUAAUGCCUACAGCCGUAAAGUGGCAGAGGCCUUUGGAUACAGCGAAGCAGAGCUAGCAAAUACUCCUGCAAAUGCCAACCUCGGGUUGAGCUGCGGGAAUCCGCUGGCACUUGCAAACUUGAAAGAGGGAGAAUGCGUGGUUGAUCUAGGCAGCGGCGCCGGCUUCGACGUCUUCCUAGCUGCCAAAGUUGUUGGAUCUGCCGGCAAAGUCAUUGGAGUAGACAUGAACAAGGUAAGUAAUGCAGGUCCUGAUAUGCUCGAGAGAGCAAACAAGAACAAGGAAGACGCAAAAGCAGACAAUGUCUCCUUCGUGGACUCUCAGAUUACAGCCAUCAACCUCCCUGACUUGGUUGCCGACUGUAUCAUUAGCAACUGUGUGGUGAACCUCGUCCCCGAAUCUGACAAGCAGCUUGUUUUCAAUGAGAUGUUCCGUCUCCUUAAGCCGGGUGGCCGAGUUGCCAUCAGUGACAUUCUUGCUAAAAAGCCGCUUCCUUCCAAAAUUCGCGAGAGCGUGGCUCUCUAUGUUGGCUGCAUUGCGGGUGCUAGUCAGGUUGGAGACUACGAGAAGUACCUUCGUAAGGCUGGCUUUAACGAAAUUCUCAUCGUUGACGCCAAAUCUGACCUUAACGUCUAUACGACUGCCAAAGAAGUUGGUCAGAACAAUGGCGGUUGCGGCACCCAGUCUAAGCCAGGGUGUUGCAGUGGAGGGAUACCCUCUCGCGAGCUGGAGUCCGAUGUUAAAGAUGUUGAUUUCAACGAAUGGGCAGGGGUCACAGGUUCCUUCAAGAUAUACGCUAUCAAGACAUGA
Microsporum canis CBS 113480 is the source of this 876-nucleotide messenger RNA. Its product is annotated as SAM-dependent methyltransferase UbiE/COQ5 family protein. The transcript has 5 exons. Bases 1 to 876 code for a protein of 291 amino acids. Lineage: Eukaryota; Fungi; Ascomycota; Eurotiomycetes; Onygenales; Arthrodermataceae. The record is from RefSeq and is a predicted model, not a curated record. Gene Ontology annotation, molecular function: methyltransferase activity.